AUGAGUGUGUUUUCGGGUGCAAGAGAAUGGGACCUCGACAUCGAUCGCUACCUUAAUCGUGUCAUUCCUCCUUCGCCCCUGUACAAGCUUCCGACGUCGAUAUCAAGGUUCCUCGGUUACAGAAAAGAAUCGCGACAGGAUGUUGGGAACAUACUUGGAGCGUUCUGGUCGUUGCUGGGCGCAUUCUGUGGUCUGGCGGUUGUGGCAGCAGUCUUCAACAAUACGGAUAGUAUACAACGGCAUCAGCCACCAGCGCUGAUCGCUUCAUUUGGUGCCUCUGCAAUUCUCGAGUACAACUCUAUACGUUCACCUCUCGGCCAACCCCGCAAUGCCCUGCUAGGCCACGGCAUCUCCGCGCUUAUUGGCGUCGGCGUGUCGAAGUUGUUUCAAUACCACCCAGAGUAUGAGUCAAUAAAAUGGAUCGCGGGUGCUAUAGCAUGCGGCUGCGCGUCUGCUGUCAUGCUUUUGACCAACACCGUACAUCCUCCAGGCGGCGCAUCCGCAGUGCUCGCCGCCACAGACCCGGUCAUUACGGCCAUGGGUUGGUAUUUUGUCGGGCUUGUUCUCUGGGGCGCCACCCUUAUGGUUGUAGUCGGGCUGAUCAUCAACAACAUUCAGAGGCAGUUUCCAAUAUAUUGGUGGACCCCUGUGGAUUUACGCAAAGCGAAGAUUGAAGACGAAGAGGUAGUGCCAGACGGGAGAGGCGGAUUGGAACCAAAGAAGAGUGCGGAGCAACAGCGUUACGACCAAACAGGAGACAUAAUAGAAAUCAACGGUGCAGAAGUCGUACUACCCGACGAUAUGAGUCUGAAUGGGGAAGAGACAAGGGUAUUAGAGAAGCUACGAGAGAGGUUACGAAAGAGAGUAGACGUUAGGAGAGAAGGAGGGGACAUGGAGACAAAAGAGGCAGACAGUGGAAGGAGUAGUGCUGAGUCCACUAUGGUUCUGAGUAAUAGUGGGAGCAGUCAGACUGGUAUAUAG
Molecule: messenger RNA, 981 nt
Organism: Alternaria arborescens
Lineage: Eukaryota; Fungi; Ascomycota; Dothideomycetes; Pleosporales; Pleosporaceae
Exons: 2
Coding region: 1-981 (326 amino acids)
Source: RefSeq, a predicted model, not a curated record